AUUUAUUUGCCCAACGAACAAGAUGGAGCAAGGUGAAUUUAGUGUUUCCUAACAGGGGGCGGCCGACGGCGUGAUCUGGUAUGCAGUGGCGGAAACUGGCGCGCUCCAAGAUCACAUCGGGUCGCUCGCGUACGCGCAACAUGCUCUGCUGCGGUCGCAGAAAGGAAAAUGGGAGAGAAGUUCCGGACAUUACGGCAUCCCCAGGUCGGGCGCCACCAGUACCAGCCACAAGACCACGGGAUCCACCUCCUAUGGUCAUCCAGGGGGAUUUUCGGAAGGUAUCAGGAAUCAGUACUGAAAUAUUCCGUCAGAUAGAACAAGUUGAAAAUGAUCAUGACGCAACCACUGCGGCAGCCCUAGAGGCUGUGGAACGUCGUGGUGAAAUGAUUGUCCGAAUUCUGGAUCCACGACACAUGGGACGGACGGCAAAUGAAUCAGCAAAACGUUUUCUUACAUUGCAAGAUGCAAAACAUACCGUUCAAUUUGUGGAAAUCGUGAAAAGACCUGGACAAACAUUAGGCUUAUAUAUACGUGAGGGAAAUGGCAUCGAUCGUAAUGAUGGUGUGUUUAUAUCACGAAUUGCGCUUGAAAGUGCCGUUUACAAUAGUGGAUGCUUAAAAGUAGGAGAUGAAAUUUUGGCUGUUAACUUGGUAGACGUAACUCGUAUGAGUUUGGACGAUGUAGUUAUUAUCAUGUCGAUUCCACGACGUUUGGUGCUGGCUACCAGACAACGUAAAGGAUCAAAAGGUGGAGUCGGUUCGCCAAGUUUACAGCCAAGAUCCGAACAUAAACCACCGCCAGUGGUUGUGAUCAAGCGUGAAUUGCGUGAUGACGAAAAUGAUGAAGUCGAUGAUGGAUCGCAUCCUUCUAAUCGGGAUUCGAUACGACAACGACACACAGGUGAUGGACGUGAAAUGAGUGAAUCACGAUCACGAUUAGGUUUAGGGUUAACUGGAUUUGAUUCACGGCACACAACACCACAAGACGAUCGUAACGGGCUUGUUGAUUUGUAUUAUAAUUCACGUCCACCAGAUUCUAGUAGUAGUUCGUGGGGCUAUCAACCACCUCCACCUGUUAUAACUGAACAGCCCAAAUCCAGUAUUCAACACUUCCAGCCAUAUGAACGACAAUAUCCAAAAACACUUGAAAGUCUUGCAGAAAAAGUGCAUCCAUUUUAUACAGGCCCUGUAUUACCAUCUAACGGUAGAAGAAUGUCUGCUGGAGCACAGCCAUUAUCCGGAAGAAUAACACCAAGUCGAGAUGGUGGGGCAAGUCAUUAUUAUGUUCAACAUGGCGCAACAGGCUCUAGAAGACUGAUGCCCAGAUCGGGCUCCGACCAACAUCUUCCACGUGUGGAAUACUCCGACUACACAAGUAUAACUCAAGCUGGGCGACAUAGUUUAUUAAGAAGUAGUUUAAAAUCAGGCUCAACGCUAAGUCGGUAUAAUCAACGGUAUGGUCAAACUGAUGCACAAUUAGUGAGCCAAAGUAAAUAUGGAACAAGUGGCGCAGGAACGGGUGCUGGGCAAUAUAGCGGUGCAAGUGGAACACUAACACGUCGUAAUCGUCCUAGUUUGGAUUAUUCUAGCGAUACAGAAGCCACGUGUGGACCACGAUCGUCUAGUUAUUACUAUUAUAAUAGAAGUCAAAGUUCUGUACCGCACAGCACAAUACCUACAUUAGCUAGAACUAGCACAUUGACGUCUUCUGACAUCACGACCAAAUUCAACUCACUACCUCGAGAUACAAGGGGAUCUACAAGAUUGCAAAUGAAAAGAUUUGGAGAUCGUACAGGAGUUUCAACACUAUUACAAGAUGAUUCUGAUGGCGCCUUGUCUGCACCAGAAAUGCCCUCAAUACGUAGGGACAGAGGACGUUUUCCAUCCUCACCAAGUGUGUUCACAUCAGAUGAGUAUCGAGCCUGGUUGAGUCGCACCCCAUCGACCAGCGCUAUUUACGAACAGAUCCGGGCCAGUCGAGAUGUAUUGAACCAACAACGAGCUGCCAGAUUUACAUUCAGUGCCGAAAAUAUUCAUGAUGCUCUCAAACAGACUGAAUCUUAUUAUGGAGCAUAUGGAGCACGGCCAGCAGUAACGUCAACGCUAGAUCGACAUUUCUCAUCACGAAGUCAACAACCAAGUAUUCCUUCAAGAUCGUUAUCAAGUCAACAUAUCACUAGUUCAACGUCAGCAUUAGGCUCAUCUAGAUCACCGUCAAUGAGGCGGAUGCGUAAUUUAUUAGAAUUGGAACAAAGUCGUCUAGGUACGACGGCAGGAUUACCAAGUCCUGGUCCAGUUCCUACACCUAGUACCACACUUCCUAGAUCACAUACGAGGCAAAUUGAUAUUAAUCCUGCCGAAUUCUUAAAAUAUAAACUGGAAAAACCAGUAGGAAGUGUUAGUGGAAUGUUAUGGGUACAUUUAUUAGCUGGGCGAGGACUACGUGCGCCUUCUGGUAGUUCAGCAGCAACCACGCCAGUAACACCAAGUGGUGGAGCACCUUCUUCGAUAAGUGGGAGUACUGGAUUACGUGAUUUAUAUUGCGUAUUAGAAUGUGACCGUGUCCAUAAAGCGCGAACAGUGGUUCGAACUGGUGACUUGGUGUUUGAUUGGGAUGAAAGUUUUGAAUUGGAUUUAGUAAAUAAUAAAGAAUUAGAUUUAUUAAUCUAUAGUUGGGAUCCCCAAUAUCGGCACAAAUUAUGUUAUAAAGGAUCUGUACAUUUAGAAAGUUUAUUGAAAAAUAGUCCAAUUCAUCAACUUGCCCUUAAAAUUGAACCAAGGGGUACACUUUACUUAAGACUGCGACACACGGAUUCAAUUCAAUUAUAUCGUAGGCGAGGUUUACCUAGUUUAACUUUAUCGAGAACUUCCAAUCCUCCAUUAUUUGGUGCUGAUCUUGAAACUGUGGUGACAAGAGAAGCGAAAACUGGUGGAGUGCCUGGUGGUGUCGCUACUAGCUUAGCAAUGACGAAUACACUCCAGGUGCCCAUCAUUAUAAAACGUUGCGUUGAAGAAAUCGAACGACGCGGACUUGAUAUAAUCGGCUUAUACAGACUUUGUGGAUCAGCAACCAAAAAACGAAUACUACGAGAAGCGUUUGAAAGAAAUAGCCGUUCGGUGGAUCUCACUCCAGAUAAUGUUCCUGAUAUCAAUGUAAUUACUGGUGUGCUCAAAGAUUAUCUACGUGAGCUUCCCGAACCACUAUUCACUAAGUGCUUGUAUCAAAUGAUGGUUGAUGCGCUCGGUGUAUGUCUUCCCGAUGAUCCUGAAGGAAAUGCAAAACUGAUGUUUUCAAUUUUAGAUUGCCUACCACGUGUUAAUAGAGUAACCUUAAUAUUUUUAAUGGAUCAUUUGGCAAUGGUCGUAUCAAAUUCGGAUCGAAAUAAGAUGUCCGCACAAAAUUUAGCUAUUGCAUUAGCACCUCCGUUAAUGUUGCAUUCAGCAACAGAUGCCACUGGAACGGCCCCGUUAUCCCUGCAAUCAAUUGAUCUUGAUUACAAUCAACCAAUCAAUGUGCUCAAAUAUCUUCUACAGAUAUGGCCUGCACCAAAAACAACCCAGUCAGGUCGGCGCGCCAGGCCAGUCGGGCCGCGUGGAGACACUCGCAGUGUGUUGCAAGCGGGGCCCCAAGCUCCGGCUGUGGCAGCGCUCCGAGGCCCCCAUCAGCCCUCAGCGGUUCAGUCUCAAGUAGUUCCUCGCUCAGCUCCAUCGGGAAUGCGCGUCCAAUCGCAGGCUCCGGUACAAUCACUGCAGACACCCGGCCAAUCAUCAGUCAACAAAGGUGCUUACCGCCCUCUCUCACCUCGAGUAGGGCCCAUCAGUCAGCCAGUCGCUCCCAAAUCACGGCAGGUGAUAGUCUCGUCUCCAGGUUCGCCAAGUAGUAGUAGUGAUUCACAAUCGGGAUCUGAUACAAUCAAACAUAAUAUACCAAGUCGUGUGAAUUCACCAAACCCACGCCAAUCACCAUCUAUGCAAUCAUUAAGUCGUGCAUCUCCAAAUGUUGGACGUAAUUCACCAAGUUUAGGACGUGCUUCACCUAAUUUGGGACGUGCAUCCCCGUCGAAUAACCAUUUGGGUCGUAACUCACCAAACAUUGUUGCCCGUUCAUCCUCGCCUGCGAUGCAAGCAAGUAAUGCUGGUCUAGCUGUCACAAUGAAUGGACCUAGCACUUUAUCGGCAUUACAGACAACAAUUAGUAAUAUAAAUACAACAGCUAAUAAUAUUUUUAUGUCAACAAACUAUCAAGCACAACCACCAAAUCUUAAAUUUGUCAGUACUAAUCCAUUUUUGACAGGAGCAUAUUUAACUGAUGCUUAUGACACAUCACCAUAUAGCACGGCUCAAUCUAUACCCACAUCAAAAUAUAAUACAAUUGGCUCCAAAAAUGAUAUCCAGAAAUAUGGCAGCUAUGACUAUAGUGUAGAAACAUCCAAAUAUAAUACAUUAGGUCCAAAAAGCCAAUAUAUGAGCCAAGCUGAUACACAAAUGCAAUACACAUACUCCACGCCACCUACAAUGACCAGCAGCCACAACACAUACACAAGUGGAGGGGGUAACAAUGGAAAAUAUAAUACAAUUGGAAGUCAAUUUAAAUACGAUAUUCAGUCAGAGGAUGGCACCAAAUAUGGUAAUAAAAUGAAACAAACAUAUGAUCAUCAACAAAUUUCAACAUCCCAAGCUAGUAGUCAGGGUGGUGGAGGUACCAAUAGCGGUUUACUAGGCGUUGAAGAUACACCAACCCCGACGAGUAGCAUUGAAACAGAAGAUAGUAACACUCGUGAAGUUGGGGAGAAAGAUGUCGAAGGAGAUGCUGAACAAAGUGAUUAAAGUGGGCGAAAUUCUACUAUUCGAAUCGGAGCAACGAAACUUGGAAGUGAGAAAGAAGUUAUGCAAAAGAGAAGAUAAA
Molecule: messenger RNA, 4905 nt
Organism: Chrysoperla carnea
Lineage: Eukaryota; Metazoa; Arthropoda; Insecta; Neuroptera; Chrysopidae
Product: rho GTPase-activating protein 100F-like
Exons: 24
Coding region: 81-4826 (1581 amino acids)
Biological process (GO): signal transduction
Molecular function (GO): protein binding
Source: RefSeq, a predicted model, not a curated record